This is a messenger RNA of Daldinia caldariorum, 2498 nucleotides long. Its product is annotated as phosphatidylinositol 3 and 4-kinase-domain-containing protein. The transcript has 3 exons. NCBI's taxonomy places the organism in Eukaryota, Fungi, Ascomycota, Sordariomycetes, Xylariales, Hypoxylaceae. The record is from RefSeq and is a predicted model, not a curated record. Gene Ontology annotation, cellular component: plasma membrane; lysosomal membrane; trans-Golgi network. Gene Ontology annotation, molecular function: 1-phosphatidylinositol 4-kinase activity. Gene Ontology annotation, biological process: endosome organization; Golgi organization; phosphatidylinositol phosphate biosynthetic process. Bases 134 to 2431 code for a protein of 765 amino acids.
UAAUAGAAUGCAAUAAUUUCCAAGGAUAACCCAAACCAACCGAACCCAAAGCCUUUUAAAUUCACAACUCAUAUAUUUAUACCCGCCCCAUCCGUACGACGUACGUACUUACGCCCCGGAAUCCCGCCCGACAAUGCCUCCAAGUCGGCCGGCUACGACCGGCUAUGAACGCCUGGCCCAGGCUGACCAGUUUAGCGACGACGAUUCCGAAGAUGACCCCUUAGCACAGAGCUCCGCGUCGCUUCAACCCCAAUCCGCUCCUCGCUAUGCACCUAUCACCCAACCGAGGCCUCACUCGGGCAUGACGUCGCCCAAAGUGCUUUCGAAACUCAAAUACCAGACGAAGCGAAGGCGAAGCAACUCCGGUGUUGAUCUCAAAGCUAUCAACGCUCGUCUGGAACGAUGGGCCGACGAGAUCGCUUCCAAGUUCAAGAGGGGGAAGGGAAGGGGCAACACGGGUGAAGAAGAGCGCCUGGAAAUUCAUUACAGCGUCUUUCACCCCCCUCAGGGUGUUCGACCUGCGACUGCCGAAACGCUUGCCACCAUGCCCGAGCCCCCUAUGUCCAAACCCGAGUUCGAAGCUAUCGUCGAAAGCGUGCGCGUUGCUAUUGAUCAGGGUAUGCAUCCGAGUUUGAUCACUCAGGGUAGCUCGGGGAGUUAUUUCGCGCGGAACACCGACGGUAAGAUCGUUGGUGUAUUCAAGCCCAAGGACGAAGAACCGUACGCGGCCGGAAACCCGAAGUGGAACAAGUGGAUUCACCGAAAUUUAUUUCCUUGUUGUUUUGGUCGAGCAUGUCUAAUACCCAAUCUCUCAUACGUGAGCGAAGCGGCAGCGUAUGUUCUCGAUUGCCAGCUCCGUACUCACAUAGUUCCUUAUACCGAUGUUGUUUGGCUAUCAUCAAAGUCCUUUCACUAUCCGUAUUGGGACCGUCGGAACUACUACAGGAAGAAGAAACCUCUCCCUGCAAAGCCUGGGAGUUUUCAAGUCUUCCUUAAAGGAUUUAAAGAUGCCAAUGUCUUUCUAAGGGAAAACCCUUGGCCGGAUCAACAUUGGUCUAGCUUCCGCUCAAAUGAGACACAUCGACAUAGGCAAAGGAGAUGGACAGAGAGCUGUCGACCGUCCAGUACACCUGCUCGUGAUGACGGUAGUGAGAGUGAAAAUGAAAGCGAUAGUCCUGAACAACAACCUCUUGGGCCCGGCAACUUCAGGUGGACCGAGUCGCUGAAGCAAUCGUUCCGGGAAGAGCUCGAAAAGCUCGUCAUUUUAGAUUACAUCAUGCGCAAUACGGAUAGAGGUCUCGACAACUGGAUGGUAAAGGUCGAUUGGGAAGCUCAAGCGGUCUCGAUCACUUCCGAACCCCCACAGCUUAACUUAGAUGUAGGGGAAGAAGACGAAGAACAACCUGCAAGGCCUGUGCAAUUACCAAAGAGGGGGAAACCAAGAAGUCCUAACCCUUAUAAAGCCCAGAAACCUAUGAAUGCGACUGGCACGAGUAAGGUUCCUGAUCCCAAGAUCUCAAUCGGCGCGAUCGACAAUUCACUGUCAUGGCCAUGGAAACACCCGGACGCAUGGAGAAGUUUCCCUUUCGGCUGGCUUUUCCUACCAGUCGACCUUAUCGGCCGACCUUUCUCGCAGAAAACGCGAGAUCACUUCCUCCCCCUUCUCACUUCAACGCAAUGGUGGAGCCAGACUUCGCUCGAGCUACGAAAGGUCUUCCAAAAAGACCCGGACUUCCAGGAGAAGAUGUUUUCCAGGCAGAUGGCCGUAAUGAAAGGACAGGCUUGGAACGUUGUCGAAACGCUCAAGACCCCGGAUCACGGCCCGCUAGAGCUUACGCGACGCGCAAGGGUGUGCGUAUGGGACGACUUGGUCGAGGUCCCUGUGGCCGUACCCAUGCGCGCCACGUCAUCCGAAGCGCGCCGCAGGGCAGAGCCCGAGGCUCGCGGGACCAUCGAGGAGGAGAUGGACAUUGGUGCGGUCAACUCGUCAGCGCCUCCCAGCACCACCGUAGAUGACCUGCUCGGGUUCUCCAGCCCGCUGCCAAACCCCGGGCGUUUCGAGCUCGCAAGCUCCCACGAGCAGUCCCCGGAUAGAGGAGCAACUGCGUCCUCCAACCCGUUGGACGCCCUGCCGUCGACCAGCGCCCCCACCCUCCUGCAGCUCUCGCGUCCCCCGCGGUCGAGCUACCAGGGCCCGUCGCGCUCGCAGAUGAACAUGUACACGCCCCGCAAGGAGCGGCGGUACUCCUUCGCGACGGGCAGCUCGCUUACCGCGAAGCUCCACGGUAACGGAAGCGCUUACGACGAGGACGAUAUGGAAGGGGAUUUGGGGUACGCCGCGGCCGAGACCAUGGACGGGAUUAGGCGAAAGGUGAUUGUCGAGCGACUGGAGACUGUCAAGGCUAGAAACCCUGUGUUCACCUGGUGCUAAGCACACCUACUUACCUGCGCGGCAACGUCCAAAGAGCAGCAAAUAAGGAAAGGAGGUCCGCAUGUUU